CUGUUGCCUUGGCUGUGUCCGUCGCCGUUUUUAACCAGCAGAAUUAGCCAAUUUCAGAGCAAGACCAGAGAGGAAGCAUAAGAAAAGAAAUGUGCACAUUAGAGAAGCAGGGCAACCUCUACAUCCUCACGCUGACCGGCCCAGACGAGCACAGAUUAAACCCCACGCUUAUCGACUCUAUCCAGUCGGCUCUCCGCCAGCUCCGUCUCCAGCCACUUUCCCCUUCUUCCGCUCUCAUCACCACCGCCCAUGGCAAAUUCUUCUGCAACGGCUACGAUCUUGCCCGGGCCCGAUCCGCUCCAUCGGCGGCCAUCACUCAGUCCUACGUCCGGCUUAUGUCCUCGAAAUUCCGGUCUCUAAUCUCCGACCUCAUCUCCCUUCCCAUGCCCACUAUUGCUGCCGUCACGGGACACGCGUCGGCCGCAGGAUUUAUAUUGGCUUUGGCUCACGAUUAUGUGCUGAUGAGAAAAGAUAGAGGCUUCCUUUACAUGAGUGAGCUGGAUAUAGGGCUUGCGAUUCCUGCUUGGUUCAUGGCGAUGUUGAAGUGUAAGAUCGGGGAUGCGAAUGUGAGGAGGGAGGUGGUGUUGACGGCGGCGAAAUUGACAGCGAAGAUGGCGGUGGAGAGGAGGAUCGUCCAUUCAGCUCACGAUAGCGCGGAGGCCACCGUUGAAGCAGCGAUUGGGUUGGGGAACGAAUUGGUUAGUAAGAAAUGGGAGGGACAGGCGUAUGCGAGUAAUAGGCUGGUUGUUUUGGGUGAGGUAUUGGAUAAGAUUGGGUUUGAUGAAACUGUUGAGGGACGAAAUGGGGAUAGCAUUAAAUCAAAGCUGUAAUCCUAUUUGAACGUUGAAUCCCUUCCUUUUAAAAUCGAAUUGAAUUAAAGAAAUUAAAAAAUAAAUUUAUUUAAAUUAUAAA
This is a messenger RNA of Manihot esculenta (cassava), 912 nucleotides long. RefSeq names its product enoyl-CoA delta isomerase 1, peroxisomal. Gene Ontology annotation, molecular function: delta(3)-delta(2)-enoyl-CoA isomerase activity; enoyl-CoA hydratase activity. NCBI's taxonomy places the organism in Eukaryota, Viridiplantae, Streptophyta, Magnoliopsida, Malpighiales, Euphorbiaceae. Gene Ontology annotation, cellular component: peroxisome. The record is from RefSeq and is a predicted model, not a curated record. Gene Ontology annotation, biological process: fatty acid beta-oxidation. The transcript has a single exon. Bases 90 to 830 code for a protein of 246 amino acids.